AGAGAGAGGACCCCAAGCAGGCUCACGCUGCCAGCAUAGAGCCCGACACGGGGCUCGAUUCCUCGAACUUCGAGAUCACGACCUGAGCCAAAACGUGGUCAGGCACUCAACCAACUGAGCCACGCAGGUGCCCGUCACUACAUUAAUAGUAACCAAAGCCCACAGUUUACAUCUGUGUCCCCUCUUGGUGAUGGAUAGUCUGUGGUUGGGACAAAGGUACAGUGACACAUACCCACUCUCACAGCAUCACACAGAGCAGUUUCACUGCCCCCAGAAUCCUCUGUGUUCUGCCUGCCCCCUGCCCCAACCCCGACAACCACUGAAGCCUUUGCUGUCUCCAUAGCCCUCCUUUUCCAGGUGCCACACGUUGCAAUCGUACUGCACGGGGCCUUUGCAGACAGCUUCUUCCACUGAGUGAUGUGCAUUUAAGUUCCUCCAGGUCUAAACGGCCCUUUUCGGUCGCUGAGUGACACCCCGUUGUCUGGACUGACCGCACGAUCUGUGCCUUCAUCAUCGAAGGACGAUUUCAUUUCUUCCAAGUGCUGACACCCGUGAACAGAGCUGCUCUAAGCAUCGACGUGCGGGUUUUCAUGUGGGUGUAAGACGUUCGGGUAAAUAGGGAGAAGCAUGAACGCGGGAUCGUGCGGUAAGAACAUGUUUCGUUUCGUAGGAAACUGCCAAACCGCCUUCCGCAGUGCGCGUGCUGCCCCGCCUUCCCGCCGGCACCCGGGGCCCCUGCCACCGGCCCUCGUCGGCCUCGUUCUCCAUCUCAGCGCUUCUAACAGUAAUGAACGGCACCCACUCGCCGACGGCCGUCAACGGUGCACCGUCCACACCCAGUGGCUUCAGCGAUGGCCCGGCCACCUCGUCCACCGCCUCCCUGUCCACGCAGCACCUGCCCCCGGCCUGCGGGGCACGGCAGCUCAGCAAGCUGAAACGCUUCCUCACCACCCUGCAGCAGUUUGGCAGUGACCUCUCCCCGGAGAUCGGGGAGCGCGUGCGCACGCUGGUGCUGGGGCUCGUGAACUCCACGCUGACCAUCGAAGAGUUCCAUUCCAAGCUCCAAGAGGCCACCAACUUCCCUCUGCGUCCGUUCGUCAUCCCCUUUCUAAAGGCUAACCUUCCCCUGCUGCAGAGGGAGCUCCUGCACUGUGCCCGCCUGGCCAAGCAGACCCCUGCCCAGUACCUGGCCCAGCAUGAGCAGCUCCUGCUGGACGCCAACGCCUCCUCCCCCAUCGACUCCUCGGAGCUCCUUCUGGAGGUCAACGAGAACGGCAAGAGAAGGACGCCUGACCGGACCAAAGAGAAUGGGUCAGACCGUGACCCGCUGCACCCCGACCAUGUCAGCAAACGGCCGUGCACCCUGAGCCCCGCCCAGCGCUACAGCCCCAGCCACGGGCCGCCCCAGCCCACGCCGCCGCCGCCGCACUACCGUCUGGAGGACAUGGCCAUGGCCCACCACUUCCGUGACCCCUACCGGCAUCACGAGCCCCGGGAGCUGCGGGAGCGCCAUCGGCAGCUUGCGGUACACGGGUCCCGGCAGGAGGAAGUGAUCGACCACCGCCUCACGGAGCGGGAGUGGGCAGAGGAGUGGAAGCACCUGAACAACCUGCUGAACUGCAUCAUGGACAUGGCUGAGAAGACUCGACGGUCGCUCACCGUGCUGCGUCAGUGCCAAGAGGCCGACCGCGAGGAGAUCAACCACUGGAUCCGGCGCUACAGUGACACCGAGGACGCCAAGAAGGGCCCCGUGCCUGCCGCUGCCCGGCCCCUCAACAGUUCCGUGGGUGCAGAGGGGUCUCAGCUAGAUGCCCACCGGGAGUUCAUGCCCAGGACCCUCUCUGGCUACAUGCCCGAGGAGAUCUGGAGGAAGGCUGAAGAGGCUGUGAAUGAGGUGAAGCGGCAGGCGAUGUCGGAGCUACAAAAGGCGGUGUCGGACGCGGAGCGAAAGGCCCACGAGCUCAUCAGCACAGAGCGCGCCAAGAUGGAGAGGGCCCUGGCAGAGGCCCGGCGGCAGGCCUCAGAAGACGCCCUGACUGUCAUCAACCAGCAGGAGGACUCCAGCGAGAGCUGCUGGAACUGCGGGCGCAAGGCCAGUGAGACCUGCAGCGGCUGCAACGCGGCGCGCUACUGCGGCUCCUUCUGCCAGCACAAGGACUGGGAGAAGCACCACCACGUGUGCGGCCAGAGCCUGCAGGGCCCCGUGGCCGCCGUGGCCGACCCGGGGCCUGGACAGCCCGACGCCACCGCCGGCCUGGGCCCCUGCCUGCCCACGGGCGCCGCCAGCCCCAGCGAGGCCAGCUCCGCGGGGCCCUCCCGCCCCGGCUCCCCCGGCCCGCCCGGACCCCUGGACGCCGCGCCCCGCUGACCCCCAGACCCCGCCGCCCGGCCCCCCACCCUCCCGCGGCCACCGCGCCCUCCGGCCCCGCCCGGCCACGGCCCCCCGGGUCCGCCGGCCGCCGCCCCCGACCCUGGGGCCCUGGGAGCCGGCCGGAGCCGCUGCUGCUACUGCUUCUCUCCAAAAGAAAACAGAACCGACAAAAACUGCAUCAACGCAACUUCCUCAGCAACCUGGCGGCCCCCCGCCGCGACCUCGAGCGUCCUCAGAGACCUCCCGCCAAGCUUUAGACCGCAGGGCGGCCGGCGUGCCCAUGCCAGCUCUGCCUGCCGCCCUCAUGCCCUCCGUUCUUCUGUCUGACUUUCACACACUGUCUCUUUAAUGAAGAAAGUCUAGUUGUUUGGUGGCUUAUGUUUUCGGUGAAGAAUUUUGGGGGGUUUUGUGGAACAGAACUACUCAGAAACGGACCCAGAAAAUGGGGGUUUUGUCCCCUUCCCGGUUAAAACGGGAGACAGAAAAUUGUCGUGUUAUAGCUGGAGGUCUGAGCCGCCGCGACACGGAGGCCGCCCCGGGGGCGUGUGGCCAGCGCGGUGAAGACGGUAAGAAGAAUUUCGAUUUCCGACUCGAGAAACAUGGUUUGCUUUCAGGUUAUUUUUUUUUUUCUUUUAAUGCCAAACUCUUUGGCUUUAAGUGGAAAUCCAAAAAGGUUUUGAAAAACAGGGAGGGAAGCACACCUGUCAACUACCUUGCCAGCUAGCCAGCCAAGGACGCCGAACACACCUCUGCUCCAAAGGAAACCCAAAAAGCAAACACAAAACGUCAAGAUCCAAAAUGUUUUCGUCACUGCCAAAGUACCUUUCCCACGGUUUUACCCCACUCCUGGAUUUGUUCAUCUGUCGUCCCGUUCUCUCGCUCUGCCUCCGUGUUUGGGGUGCGGGCACUCGGGGUCUGGAGGGCGUCGCCCGGCAAGAAGCAACGUGUCUCUUUUCCACGACGGCAGGGCCUCGGCUGGGCACGCCGGCCCCGCGUGGACACGCGUGCGGGGGACGCCCCCGUCUGUCCUCACGCCCUCUGUGAAUCUUCAUCACGUUGCAUGUUUCCCACUUGUGAGAAAGCGCUCACGUGUCCUUCCC
Messenger RNA from Acinonyx jubatus (cheetah), 3471 nucleotides. It is a transcript of the gene CBFA2T3, whose product is annotated as CBFA2/RUNX1 partner transcriptional co-repressor 3. Gene Ontology annotation, biological process: negative regulation of DNA-templated transcription; DNA-templated transcription. The transcript is spliced from 10 exons. The record is from RefSeq and is a predicted model, not a curated record. Bases 788 to 2368 code for a protein of 526 amino acids. Gene Ontology annotation, molecular function: transcription corepressor activity. Gene Ontology annotation, cellular component: nucleus. Lineage: Eukaryota; Metazoa; Chordata; Mammalia; Carnivora; Felidae.